UUUUUAAAUUUACAUUCGAAAAUCUUGCAUUUUUUUUUCUUUCUAAAUGGCGCUCGUCCCGGGUCAGCGGGCGUUUUUCUCCGCUUCGAGAUGGGCUUGGCCGGUUCCGUCUUGGGCACCGGUGGUGGCGGCGGCCUGAUUGUCAGUCCUCCCCGGGCAUUUUUAAGGCCAGGAGCCGAGCGCGGCUGCAUGUAGGAGAAUUGCCCUCCACCCACCCACCUCCCCCCCCCUUUUUUUUUCCUUUCUCGCGGCUGCUCGACUUUUCCCGCCCCACGGCCUUGGGUGAUUGUGUUUUUAUUUUCGGGGCUAGGGAGCUCGUCGCGGUGCUGCACGCCGCGGCUCUGGGCAGAGGGGACGCGCGGCGGACGCGGGUCGCUCGGAGGGGGAGAGCCCCAGCGCGGCCCCCGAGUUGUGUGUGUGUGUGUGUGUCCUGUCCCCGCCGGCGCCGGGAAAAUGGAGGCUGUGAUCGAGAAGGAAUGCAGCGCGCUCGGAGGCCUCUUCCAGACCAUCAUCAGCGACAUGAAGGGGAGCUAUCCGGUUUGGGAAGACUUCAUAAACAAAGCAGGGAAGCUCCAAUCCCAGCUUCGGACAACUGUAGUAGCAGCAGCUGCCUUCCUGGAUGCCUUUCAGAAAGUGGCUGACAUGGCGACCAGCACCCGCGGCGGCACCCGGGAGAUCGGCUCUGCGCUGACAAGGAUGUGCAUGAGGCACCGGAGCAUAGAGGCCAAGCUGAGGCAGUUCUCCAGUGCUUUAAUCGAUUGCCUGAUAAACCCACUUCAAGAACAGAUGGAAGAAUGGAAGAAAGUGGCCAACCAGCUGGAUAAAGACCACGCAAAAGAGUACAAGAAAGCGCGCCAGGAGAUAAAAAAGAAGUCGUCGGAUACCCUGAAAUUGCAGAAGAAGGCGAAGAAAGGAAGAGGUGAUAUCCAGCCGCAGUUGGACAGCGCGCUCCAGGACGUGAACGAUAAGUAUCUGCUGCUGGAGGAGACGGAGAAGCAGGCUGUCCGGAAGGCGCUGAUCGAGGAGCGCGGCCGCUUCUGCGCCUUCAUCUCCAUGCUGCGGCCCGUGAUUGAGGAGGAAAUCUCCAUGCUGGGGGAGAUCACACACCUGCAGACCAUCUCGGACGACCUGAAGAGCCUGACGAUGGACCCUCACAAGCUGCCCUCCUCCAGCGAGCAGGUCAUUCUGGACUUGAAAGGUUCCGAUUACAGUUGGUCUUACCAGACGCCUCCUUCUUCCCCCAGCACCACCAUGUCUCGAAAAUCAAGUGUGUGCAGCAGCCUGAACAGUGUCACCAGCAGCGACUCGCGCUCCAGCGGCUCCCACUCGCAUUCCCCCAGCUCGCACUACCGCUACCGCAGCUCCAACCUGGCCCAGCAGGCGCCCGUGCGGCUGUCCAGCGUGUCCUCCCACGACUCGGGCUUCAUAUCGCAGGACGCCUUCCAGUCCAAGUCACCGUCGCCGAUGCCACCCGAGACGCCCAACCAGAACUCGUCCAGCUCGGCCUCUUCUGAAGCCUCUGAAACCUGCCAGUCUGUGAGCGAGUGCAGCUCGCCCACCUCGGUCAGCUCAGGCUCCACCAUGGGCGCCUGGGUGUCCACGGAGAAGUUGUCUAAUGGGUUUUCUCACUGUAGUCUAUCAAGUGAGUCCCAUGUGGGGCCCGUGGGGGCGAGCCUUUUCCCUCCUUGCCUGCCUGCCUCCCGCCUGCUCCCUCGGGUCAGCUCUGCCCACCUUCCAGACUACGCUCAUUAUUACACCAUUGGGCCCGGCAUGUUCCCGUCAUCUCAGAUCCCUAGCUGGAAGGACUGGGCCAAGCCGGGACCUUACGACCAGCCCCUGGUGAACACCCUCCAGCGGCGUAAGGAGAAGCGGGAGGCGGACGCGAGUGGGGGAGGCCCCCCGGCAGCAGGCGGUGGCCCAGCCCCCGGCGAGGAUGCGCAGAGACCCCGGAGCAUGACGGUGUCAGCGGCCGCCAGGCCUGGUGAGGACAUGGAGGCCUGUGAGGAGCUGGCCCUGGCCCUGGCCCGGGGCCUCCAGCUGGACACGCAGAGGAGCAGCCGGGACUCGCUGCAGUGCUCCAGUGGCUAUAGCACGCAGACCACCACCCCGUGCUGCUCCGAGGACACCAUCCCCUCCCAAGUUUCAGAUUAUGAUUAUUUCUCUGUGAGUGGGGAGCAGGAGGCUGAACAGCAGGAGUUUGACAAAUCCUCCACCAUCCCGAGAAACAGUGACAUCAGCCAGUCCUACCGACGGAUGUUCCAGGCCAAGCGCCCAGCCUCCACCGCAGGCCUCCCCACCACCCUCGGACCCACUAUGGUCACACCUGGGGUUGCCACCAUCCGACGGACCCCUUCCACCAAGCCUUCAGUCCGCCGGGGCACCAUCGGAGCCGGUCCCAUCCCUAUCAAGACACCCGUGAUACCUGUCAAGACCCCAACUGUCCCAGACCUCCCUGGGAUGCUGCCUGUUCCCCCGGACGGGCCAGAGGAGCGGGGUGAGCACAGCCCCGAGUCUCCACAGGGGGGUGAGGGCCCCCAGGGUGCCACCAGCAUGCCACCCCCUCUGUGGAGUGGUCACGCCGCCCGCAACCCUCUCCUCCCAGGCCCAAAGCUGAGUAUCCCCGAGGAGCACAGACAGGCGAUUCCAGAAAGCGAGGCCGAGGACCAGGAGAGGGAUCCCUCAAGUGCCAGCGUGUCCCCAGGCCAGAUGCCAGAGGGGGACCCUGCAGAGCUGAGCCCCCGCGAGAGCCCUCAAGGAGAAGACAUGCUGAACGCCAUCCGGAGGGGCGUGAAGCUCAAGAAGACCCUGACCAACGACCGCUCAGCGCCUCGCUUCUUCUAGGUGCUCAGGCUCCCAGGAAACAUGGCCCGGGUGGGGAACGAACCCGUUGAAUUAAUACCGCCUAAUUGGUCUCGAUCCAUUCCAAUCUGUAAUCCAAUUACGAUUUUGUAGGCAACUCAGAAUUCAGCUCUUUUGAAAGUCCGCCACCACAUCUUUAGAUAGGGAAUUGGAAAAGCAAAAGCAGCAUCUAUAAACCAAGACAAACCUUGAUCUUUUCCUUUGUAAAUACUGACAGUUUUUCUUUGUGCACAGUUUAAUCUUAGUUAAUUUUUCCCCCCUUCUGAUUUUUUUUUCUGAAGGUGCCAAAUUCCAUUUAACUUUUUUACAAGUCUUUGUAAGAUUUUAAAUGCAUAAGGGGUUGGGGGGAGGUCGGGGCAGGGGAGCCACAAAGUAGUUAAUUUCAGAAAAAAAAAAGAAAGGUAACUCUACUUGUUUUUCUCUUCUUUUCUGUAAGCUUUUGUAGAUGCACUGUAGGCGUCCGGCUUUGAAGCAAAUUCAAGUUCUUUUAAUGUACAAAUGGACAAGGUUGAAAUCUUCAGAUAAUAUGAUUCUGGAUGAAAGGAGCAGGAGGAGCAGUUGAUAAGCAAUAUUCAGAGCGAAGGAAAGCUGGCAUUGGGAGGGAUUGGGGGGAGGGCCGUGGGAGGGGCACGCUGUCCGCAUAGCCAAUCCUGUUACAUUUAAGAGUAGCCACGUAGCCACGUAGGUUGAAUUCUAAUAGCUUCCUGGUAAAUGCAUCCGAAUAAGCCAUACUGGAUUGCAGUGUUUGUUUCUGUAGGGUGUAAGCACUUCCUUUCUCCCAUGAUCUGGACUGCACACAGUGCCCGCCUCCAGCCCCGUGCAUGUACCCGGAGAACCCUCACCCCACCCCACCCCACGCUUUAGUUUGUGGUAUCCAUCAAAUCUGAGUACAUCCAUCCAAAUGGGUAAGGCAGUUUUUAAAAUGUGAACACACUUACAAAAAAAAAAAAAAAGAUAGCAGGGAAUUCUUAAAAUAUAACAAAUGCCUUUUACUUAACUGUGCCCAGCAGGCUGGGUGCAUUGAAAAGCCCAAAUAUUUUGAAGGAAAAAAAAAAAAAACUCAAGCAAAUAUAACAAAGGUAACCAGCAUGGAGUCUAGCAACUUGCCAAUGUGUUUACCGAUCUGGGAGCUUGUUUUUCUUCUUUUCACUAAGUGGCAGUUAAUUGACUCCAUACUGAACAUUGGAGACGAUUUAUUUAUCAUCACCAGGAAUCUCACAAUACUUACAGUCUUUUUUGUUUGUUUUUUCUUGGUAUUCUAGGCAAUUCUGAAAUGGAUUUGUCUUUUAAGUGAAAACUAAAUUUGUUACAAUGCCCAUCUCCCCUAAAGCCAACAGGUUUGUAGGCUUCUGGGUGCCCCCCACCUGGAGGAGAUGGUCUGUCCAGCAGUCGGAUACCUUGCAAGUUCCUUGACUGACUCAAGAACAGUGUGGCGGGUCCCCAAGGCCCUGCAAAUUGCUGUUGGCUCUGAUCUUCAGUUCCGUCACCUUAUGCUUUAAUACAUAACUGCGUUGGAUGUGAGUAAACGCACCUGUAUAGUCAUUCUCUGUAGUAACACUUAACACGGCUGUGAUCGCUCAAAACCAUUCUAUGUUACGGCUUUAACAGCAAAGGCAUGAUUAUUAGAAACUUAAGCUUUUUUUGGUUUUCCUUUUGAAAAACAAGCUCCUUUUACAAUAUAAGCAACAGUAGUGCCUGUGGUUUAGCCCACCAAUCUUGAUGACUUUGAUGACUAAAAGUAGCUGAUGCAUUGUGCAUAUGAUGCUUGAAAUGGUUUUUUGCAAAAGCAGAAAUCACUGCAAGGUAAUUACAAUAGAUAAAAGUGGUAUUUUAAAACUUUUGCGAUAAAUGGAUGUAACUGUACUUUGGUACAGCUUUUCACUUGUUUAGUUCUUAAACGUUAGUAUAAUCUGAAUAAAUUUAAUAUAAAAUGUUGCCAAAUUCAGUGUAGAAAGAAUGUGACGAGACACCUUGGGUAGUUCUGUUUGUGUUUUUGCAUAUUGUAAAAGCAGUGUCACAGCUGAGAAUAAAGAAAUCCUUUCUAAAGGUAAAUUAUUGUGGUUUAGUUGCUAGUUUGUACUGAGAGUUGACCUCUCCCUGUGCAGUUUUUUGUUCUAAACCUGUAUAAAUAACAGUUGUGUAAUGUGUCUCCCUUCUACCUUGUAACAAUUGCUUCAACCUACAUUAUAAAUAAAGAACCACUAGGAAAAAAA
Messenger RNA from Sorex fumeus (smoky shrew), 5072 nucleotides. It is a transcript of the gene MTSS1, whose product is annotated as MTSS I-BAR domain containing 1. Gene Ontology annotation, cellular component: actin cytoskeleton; cytoplasmic side of plasma membrane. Gene Ontology annotation, biological process: adherens junction maintenance; positive regulation of actin filament bundle assembly; plasma membrane organization. Bases 454 to 2841 code for a protein of 795 amino acids. The transcript has 15 exons. Gene Ontology annotation, molecular function: actin binding; phospholipid binding. NCBI's taxonomy places the organism in Eukaryota, Metazoa, Chordata, Mammalia, Eulipotyphla, Soricidae. The record is from RefSeq and is a predicted model, not a curated record.